AUGGAUGAAGAGAAAACAUCCAUGAAAGAAAAGUCCAGCUCAGACAUCAUAGCUGCCCAAGAUGCCGAGGGUCUAGGUACAAUGGGCCAUGUCCAAUCCCUGUCACGCAAGUUCAGUCCAUGGAGCAUGCUCGCACUCUCAUUCAGCGUCCUCGGAACCUGGGCGACGUUCGCAGUUGAUCUCUCCAACGGCUUAACAAAUGGAGGACCUAUCACGAUUCUAUACGGCCUCCUUCUUGUCACAUUCUGCAAUCUCUGCGUGGCUCUUUCUUUGGGAGAGCUGUGUAGCAGUAUGCCCACCGCAUUGGGACAAGCUUAUUGGGUAUCCCGUAUCUGGAAAUCCCCAAUGGGUCGUUUGGUGUCUUACUCCUGCGCUUGGAUCAAUGUUUUUGGGUGGUGGACUCUUGCUGCAUCACAAAAUGCAUUCAUGACUGAGAUUAUACUUGGAAUAAAGACGAUAUCCGAUGAAGACUGGGCCGGGACAAGACUGGGAUGGCUGAAGUUUGUGAUUUACGUUUCUGUCACCAUGGUGAUGACACUCUCAAAUGUUGUUGCUUGUCGCAAGGACUGGAUCCUCCGUUGGUUCAACAAUCUCGUUGGAGCUUGGUUCGGAGGAGAGUUCAUCGUUUUCUCUCUCGCUAUACUCAUUGCAGUCGGUGUCAAAGACGACCUGUCAUUCCAACCGGCUUCGUUUGUCUUCGGUCGAUGGAUCAACGAUACUGCAUGGAGUGAUGGCGUCGCCUGGUUUAUAGGCCUUGUGCAGUCCGCUUACGGCCUGACUGCUUUCGAUGCUGUGAUUCAUCUAAUUGAGGAACUCCCAUCCCCGCAAAGGAAUGGCCCGCGAGUUCUUUGGCUCUCGAUCGUAUCGGGUGCAGUCUCAGGGGGUAUUUUUAUGAUCGUCUGCCUUUUCUGUAUUCAAAACCUGGAAAAUGUUCUAGACCCUGCAUCGGGACUGCCCUUUGUGGAACUUGUUAAGCAGACUGUCGGACCUCAAGGCACAAUUGUGCUUUUCGGUCUCUUUAUUUUCAACAUGCUAGGCCAAGGCAUUAGCAUUACGACAACUGCGUCUCGUUUGACGUGGGGAUUUGCACGCGAUGGUGGCCUCCCAUUCAGCAGCUACCUGACGCACGUCGAUACUUACUGGAACGUCCCAGCACGGGCACUCUGGGCUCAAGGUGUGAUCAUCUCCUUAGUGGGUGUUCUAUACUUCUUUACAGAAGCUGCUGUAGACGCAGUGGUCAGUGUAACCACAAUUGCUUUGACUAUGUCAUAUGCGCUGCCAAUAUUUGCAGUUGUGGUUUUUGGAAUGUCCGAUAUCCCCCUCGGACCAUUCUCUCUUGGACGCCUGCGCCCUAUAAUCAACUGGGUCGGACUUAUAUACUGCUGUAUUACUACAGUGUUUUUCUUCUUCCCUGGGAGCCCAUCUCCCGGAGUUAGCACGAUGAACUGGGCGAUUGCAGUCUUUGGAGCGAUGGUGCUUGUUGCAAUUGGGUUUUGGUUUAUCAAAGGGAAGCGCACCUAUUUGCAAACAGAGGGUGCCUUGGGAGAGGUAUUUCGUGCUGCGCAAAUGGAAAUUCUAGAUACUACAACAUAG
Penicillium vulpinum is the source of this 1593-nucleotide messenger RNA. RefSeq lists its product as uncharacterized. Gene Ontology annotation, molecular function: transmembrane transporter activity. The record is from RefSeq and is a predicted model, not a curated record. Lineage: Eukaryota; Fungi; Ascomycota; Eurotiomycetes; Eurotiales; Aspergillaceae. Gene Ontology annotation, biological process: amino acid transport; transmembrane transport. The transcript has a single exon. Gene Ontology annotation, cellular component: membrane. Bases 1 to 1593 code for a protein of 530 amino acids.